CAGAACUAACGAAUCAAGGGGUUCAGUCCUCUGUAUUGGCAAUUAUACAUUUGAAUGCAUAAAUUGGAUAGAACGAAAAUUCAUAGUCAACAUUGGAAAGUAACUUGUCAAAUUUUUGGUACAUAAGCAGGGCUCCCUGUGCCAAGACAUCAGUCCAUCAGGAGCUGACUUAGUAUGAUGAACAGCUAAUCUUUUAUAUGCUUUACCUUUUGAAUGCUCAGGUGAAAUUUUAAUUUAACCAGCGCGUGAAUGCAAUGUUGUGCAUUGGAACCAAAAAGCAAGGCACACUAAAAUUCUUGCAAGUGUGCUUGUGAAUUGUAACUGAGGGUCAUGACUAUGUGGAGGUGGAAUAACAGAAAAGAUGAUCAAGUCUCUGCAUCUUUUUAUGCUGGAGGAGAAAUUAGCCAAUCUCAGUAGCUUAGUUGCCGAAAUUAGCAGAUCUCAGUGACUUAGUUCUCUCUCUUGUCAACCAGAAAAUUGAAGAAAGUGCUAAUGAAGCUAGAUGGGCCAUGUUAGCUGUAAGCCCUGUGAUGUUGGUGACAGAUGAGAGUUGCAUCAGUUGGUAUUCUGAACUCCACAGGGAUGGUAUACCUUCUCUAAAAUGGCAUAUUUCCUUGGGCUCCCUUUCUUCACCAUUUUCAAGCAAUGUGAAUGUAUCAACUAUGGGCAUGCUGGAUCUGCAUCAAAUAACUCCUCCAAGUUCCUUUUCAACUACUGACUACCUCUGGGCUCGUGAUGGUGCUGUAAUAAUAUGCUUCACAUCUGGGACUACUGGGAAGCCAAAAGGAGUUGCCAUAAGCCAUUCAGCUUUGUUCAUACAAUCUAUGGCAAAAAUAGCCAUAUGUGAUUACAGUGAGAAUGAUGUUUAUUUGCAUACUGCUCCUUUGUGCCACAUUGGGGGUCUCUCAUCGGCCGUGGCCAUGUUAAUGGCUGGAGCUUGCCAUGUCUUAAUGCCCAAGUUCGAAUCUAAAACAGCCAUUGAGGUUAUAGAGAAACAGGAUGUCACCGCUUUGAUCACUGUUCCGGCCAUGGUUGCUGAUCUAAUAUCCUUUCUCAGGGAGAAGGGACUGCGGAAAGGAAGAGACUCUGUGAAAAAGAUAUUAAAUGGUGGAGGAAGUUUGUCAAUCGAUCUUAUCAAAGAAACUGUCAACUUCUUCCCAAGAGCUAAGAUUCUCUCAGCCUAUGGAAUGACAGAGACUUGUUCUUCACUAACGUUCAUGACUCUCUAUGAUCCACAUUUCUCAUUUUCCUACCAGCCCCAUCAAUUUCAUGUCAGAGCAGAUCUCAGUUCAGUUCAAAGACCACGAGGCAUUUGUGUUGGCAAACCUGCCCCACAUGUUGAAUUGAGGAUGGAUGGUGAUGAUUCAAUUGGCAGUGGGAAAAUUCUAACCAGAGGUCCACAUUUGAUGAUUGGAUACUGGGAUCAAGUUCGAUCAUCAGUCUCUAGCAGUCAUUCCUGGUUUGACACGGGUGAUGUUGGUUUCAUUGAUGAGCAUGGUCAGGUGUGGCUCAUUGGUCGAGAAAGUGGUCGGAUCAAGACCGGGGGAGAAAAUGUUUACCCUGAAGAGGUAGAGGCAAUACUACUCCAACAUCCAGGAGUAGCUGGUAUCGUCAUUAUAGGAAUCCCUGAAGCUCGCCUGACUGAGAUGGUUGUUGGGUGUAUUCGUGUGAAAGACAACUGGCUUUGGUCUGAUAAAAGCCAUGAACUUGGAGCUGAAAAAGAAGAACGUUUGUUGUCUGAUGAAAUUCUUCGACAGUACUGCAGAGACAGGAACUUAACAGGGUUUAAGAUACCAAAAACUUUCAUUCCUUGGAAGAAGCCUUUCCCGACCACUACUACAGGGAAGAUACGAAGGGAUGCUGUUCGCCAGGAAGUUGUUUCUCAUGUUCGGUUUAUCCAAAGCAAUUUAUGACUGCUGACAUUGUGACUUCCCAAUUGAAUGAUGAAAAAUGAAAUGACACCGGUCUGUUUCUUAUUGUCCCUGAAUGCAAAACUUCCUCCCAGACA
Eucalyptus grandis is the source of this 2008-nucleotide messenger RNA. Its product is annotated as 2-succinylbenzoate--CoA ligase, chloroplastic/peroxisomal. The record is from RefSeq and is a predicted model, not a curated record. The coding region runs from base 510 to 1913 and encodes 467 amino acids. NCBI's taxonomy places the organism in Eukaryota, Viridiplantae, Streptophyta, Magnoliopsida, Myrtales, Myrtaceae. The transcript is spliced from 9 exons. Gene Ontology annotation, molecular function: medium-chain fatty acid-CoA ligase activity. Gene Ontology annotation, biological process: fatty acid metabolic process.